UCAGAGACCACUUCUAAGCUGCAGGCCUUCCUCUCACUAAUACUGAGUUACUGUUGUCUCCAUGGCCACCAUGAAGUUUUACGGAGCUCUGAUCCUGUUCUUGACUGUGUCCACAGCAUGGGGAUUAAGAUGCUACACUUGUGCAGGAACCAGCUCUUCAUCCUGCACCGAUGUCCUAACUUGUCCUGACGGAUUCGACAAGUGUGUGUCUGUUGAAACGCGCGGUGUUUUCACUAAGAGCUGUGGAAGAACUACAGAUUGUACCGGCCCCGCAAAAUGCUGUGACACAUAUCUGUGUAACAGCGCAAUACCAACUGGUCCCAGUGUCAUUAUGCUGCUGGUGUCCUCGGCCAUCAUCACAAUCUUUCUCUGAGACUCUGGAACAAUCUCAUCUGGAAAAGAUUUUACUUAAAUCAGUAUAUUUGGUCAACCCAGAAUGAUGACAUAUUGUUAAACAUGUAACAUCUGUCAAAGACAAUAUAAUAAUGUCUCUUCAAUAAAAGCUCAAUCAUUUACUAAG
Messenger RNA from Mugil cephalus (flathead mullet), 520 nucleotides. Its product is annotated as lymphocyte antigen 6G-like. The record is from RefSeq and is a predicted model, not a curated record. NCBI's taxonomy places the organism in Eukaryota, Metazoa, Chordata, Actinopteri, Mugiliformes, Mugilidae. The transcript is spliced from 3 exons. Bases 62 to 373 code for a protein of 103 amino acids.